UAACAUUGCGUGCUACAGCAGACAAUAUGCAAGAGAAGAAGAAAUUCGGAGGGCCAUUUGAAAAGAUUCACAGAGAAGAGGCUACGCGUAAUAUUUGUAUCGCUUGAAAACUAUACAAAGGAGGAUGUUUUAAUAUUUCAAGAAGUGCGACAUUUUUAAUCCUUAUGCGACCUCGAGUUCAAAUAAUGGCUGGAGAACUUUCGGGUGUUUUGAGGGGCCAAUCCUUCUAUCUGCAUGAUGUGAAGAGACAUCAGUCUGUCACACUCACUGACAUCAUCAGCCGUCUGGGAGGGAAAGUGGACAGUUUUCUCACCAAGGAUGUGAAUGUAGUUGUGACGGGCAUUAAAGCAGCGCAUAGUGAUUUGAAGGUGGAUGGUUCAUGUACUGCAGAGAGGAAACAAAGUGGAACCCCCAAACCUCUGGUUUGUGGCAGUCGUGGAAAAGCAUUACUGGAAAAAGCAAUCCACAGCAAUGAGAAGUAUCAGAGCAGUGUGUUGGCUAAUGCUCGUUCAUGGGGAGUCAGGGUCUACAAUGUUGAUGAAUUUCUAAAGUUCAUCAGUCAUCUAAAUCAGAAAAUGAGGACCUAUAAGAAAAAAAGAAGCAAACUAACAGCUCCUCAUGUGAAAGCUGGAGUCUUGAGAGGUCCUUAUCUGAAAGUGGAGGACUCCAGCCGGAAAUUCAGACCAUACUAUGCACAAACUCUGAGUUUCCCAGUGAUGAGUUUCUCAGGAAAAUUUAGCCCUUUUGAGCCCCUCAUUCCUCUGCAGUCUGGUAAAAGCAAGGAUGUAGAUUCCAGCAAGGACAUUUUCAAGAAGAAGGAAGAAGCGACUAGUAGCUGCCAUAAUUUGCUAGCGCCACUUACUGCAAGUGCCACACACAAAGGCCUAACUAAGAAAAGUUCAGGCUAUUGUGAAUGCUGCAACAUCGUCUACAAAGACCAGUAUGAGCACUUGCAGUCUGAAAUGCAUCGUUCUUUCAUUCAAAAUGACAGUAAUUAUGCUAUAGUAGACCAACUAACGGCUGCCAUGGUUGCUAGCUUUGUUUGUAAUCCAAAUCUUGAAGUGGAUCCAACACUGAUCAAGUCAUCAACAAACUUCUCUCAAUUACAAUUGAGUAAUUUGCCUGCAGUGGUGCAGAAUUCUGUCAGUGAGAAUGAAAAAUCUCUUCAGACUUCACUUGUUCAAGAAUGUGAUUGUCUACUGACAAAUGCUGACAACAGAGGGCACUCCUUUCCUAAACCUAUCCAGAGUAUGCCGGGUCAACAAAAUGCAACCUCACAUCAUAAAAUGCAAACCAAUUCUCCUGAUCCUCUUGACAAUGUGAAAUUAGGCCUUAACAUCAGCUGCACCACAAAAGUUCAGGACGUUCAAUCUGGUGUUCUCUGCAUGGAUAUAGUCCCACAUCACAGUCCUCCAAAAUCCAAGUCAAUAGAGAAGAAACCCAAGAGCCUAUCUUCUGUCACAUCCUCAGAAGCUCCAACUAAAAUGAUCACUCUAAGUUCUUCUGGUUCCAACAAAAUCCCACGCACCAUCACUGGUGGUAAAAAUAUUCCUGACACUCAGGAACAAUCUGAAGGUGGUCAUGAUCUACAUGUAUUACCUUUGCGAAGUGGUCUUAUUGGUGGUGUUCCUAACACAGUCAACUAUCAAAAUCAAAAAAAUGAUUGGGAUCAAGGUUUAAAAAUAUGCUCAAACAGAACAAAGAUGCUACUCCAGCAAGGUGAAGAUGGUAAUUCUGAAAGUUGUGACCAGUAUGUGUUGGACAAUAGAAAGCUGCCUUCAACAAAACAAUCACUGAAAUCAGACCAAGAUAUUGUAGGGACUCCAAAGUCUGGCAUUUCUUACUUUUCAUUACCAAAUUUUUUACCAUUGCCACACUUGUCAGAUUACCCAUUUUCUAUAGUUAACUUGAAAAAGCGCUGCAGGUCCUUCACUCCAAGUCCAAAACUUGCCAAGAGAAGAAAGAUUAGUCAAAGUGAAAAGCCCAAUCCAAUUGAGGCGGUUUCCCGUGCUCCCUGGAUGAGACGGUACUCAGCUGUACUUUCCACCAUGUCGUGUUUAUCAGUAUCAAAAGUGGGUUUUACAAUGGAUAUGAAUAAUCGAAAUGGGGGUAGCAUACUAGCAACCCAUGAGUCAUCACUAAAUGAAUCAUUUCUUGUGGAUCAGAUCCCAAUGAGGCCUUCCCUAAAUUUUACUCCUAGUACCCACUGUUUGCCUCAUCGAGUUGACCAACAGGACCAUGCUGCAAAGAAACCCUGUGUUAUGCAGUCACAUGAAUUGUCUCCAAUCAAAGAUCCAGUGGAAUCCCGACUAACCACUUACUCAUCUGAUUUGGACCCUCCUCAGUUGGUUACUUUUUUCCAUGAAGACCAUAAACUCCAGCGCCAUCUGUUUCAUGAUCCUCCAGAACUGUUACCCUUUUUUAUGCAGACACCUGAAGAUACUUCCCAUACAUUAGUAGGUAAAGCCACAAACCGCUCAUUCCUGUCACACUCCGGAGCACUUGAAUCUGCUCUCCUCCCUAACCUCACAUGGUCCACAGCCUCCUCUGAGUCGGAUUGGGAUUCUGGCCUCUUGUCGUGGUUUGGUGCUGGAGUUCCUCAUCAGGCUAAAGUGGGACAUGAUGACCUGGGUCUGUUAUUACAAAAGCCACAUACAGACAUGCAGGAUGGGAGCUAUACAUCACGGUUGUGCUCCAUACUGCAACCCUCUUGAUUUACAUCAUUGGGAUUGAAGUUGCGUCAAACCGACAACUGCGACUGUUAAUGAUUUAAAUCCUAAAGCAGUUCUUAAUUCUCAAUUCUCAGUAGUCAUAAUUUUUUCAUUUGUACAAUUAGAUUAAGAUGACUACCACCAAAAUUUGUGAAAUAAUACUUGAAUGAAUGAAUUGUUUUUGUUGGGUUUUUAGUUUUUCAUAAAGAAGGUUUUAUUAUAGGAGUGUGCCUAACUCUGCAUCUAAUGUAUAAAUAUAUAUUUUUUUCUUGGUAAUGAAACUGUCUUGUCUUACAUCAGUAUUGAUAUACUUUUUUGUUAAGAAUAUUUAAAUUUCCAUUCCACAGCGUUUUUCGCUUAGUUUGCAAUAUAUCACCAAAAAAAAACCCAUUAAGUUUUAAUUACCAGCUGGCAAUUUUUUUUUCUUCUUUUUCUAGUGACUUCUAUUUCUUCUCUUAUGGCUCUCGCUUGCCCUGAAUGGCCAUGACUUUUCAGCAGGAAUAUCCAGGAACAUGUGCUGGUAUUGAGAAUUUAAUGAGGCUUUGCUGGAGGGGCAUUAUCCAAUUAGUUUAAGUGCUGUGUCUGGCCUCUCUCCAGUUUAGAGGCAGUGUUGGUGGUAGAACAAUGCCAUGGUGGUUUUUGUAGAACAUGCAGGAUAGGAUACACUGUGAAGGCAAAAUGUCCCAUGAAGGUCUUUGAGUUACUUUGAAGUCAUUUUUAAAAGGCUUUUCUGAUUUCCGGUAAAUGUGCAUGAGUGGAUGUGGUACAGAGGGCAGUGUUUUAAUUAUUUGAUGUCAGAUAAUGUUUUAAGGCAUAUUUUAGGGACAGUACUUUGUGCAUCCUAUUACAGAAGUUCUGAGUAUACAAAGCUUGUACCACUGAUGUCCAUGCAGAAUGAUUAGAAUCUUGCGCUUAGAAGAUUUUCCAUAAACACUGGAAACUAGCUUUAUGAAGGCCUUAAGACAGUUAAACAUGUUUUAAGACAAAAUCGUGAAUACAUGUAUAGUUUUUAUAAAUAACAUUUUAUUACAUUUUUAUUGUUAUUUUACUGUAUCAUGAAUUAUUGUUUUGAUAUUUGUACAGUUGUAUUUUAAAACCCGUUUACUUCCAUUCUAGAUGCUAAUUUAGCACUAUUGAAUUGUGUGCAUGCUCAUUAAAAUCUAAGCUAAGACAAA
Molecule: messenger RNA, 3886 nt
Organism: Carassius carassius (crucian carp)
Lineage: Eukaryota; Metazoa; Chordata; Actinopteri; Cypriniformes; Cyprinidae
Product: protein DBF4 homolog B-like
Exons: 12
Coding region: 165-2714 (849 amino acids)
Biological process (GO): regulation of cell cycle phase transition; positive regulation of nuclear cell cycle DNA replication
Cellular component (GO): Dbf4-dependent protein kinase complex; nucleus
Molecular function (GO): zinc ion binding; nucleic acid binding; protein serine/threonine kinase activator activity
Source: RefSeq, a predicted model, not a curated record